Molecule: messenger RNA, 1776 nt
Organism: Alternaria arborescens
Lineage: Eukaryota; Fungi; Ascomycota; Dothideomycetes; Pleosporales; Pleosporaceae
Exons: 2
Coding region: 1-1776 (591 amino acids)
Source: RefSeq, a predicted model, not a curated record
AUGGCCCCCCGACGGCCGAGCACGGCUGGCGACAUUGACUCACGCAUGCCAUUCGCAUCGGCUGAGAUGUUGCUGUGGGGCCCAGAGAUGAAACAGCAACAUGCUCACCUGCUCACGGAGAUGCGCAAACUCCAGAGACAUCACGAAGCUUACGAUAUCCGGAUCAAAACUACUGAACAUGUUGCGGGGGCCGCAGAGGCUGCUACAUCCAGAAUCCGUCAUCUAGAGCAGCAACUUGCGGCAAUCGAAGCCGAAGAUGACGACAAAGCAUUCGAAAAGUGGGCAAUGGGCGAGAUGACACGGCUGGGUAAUUUCAUUGACACAAACAAGCACGUCAGGCAGAAGCAGAUCGAGCUGGACAAUGUUAUGUCCCAUGCCGUGGAGGAUCUAGAUAGGCUUAGACAAGUCCCUAGGGAUCUUCAAAACGUUCUUCUGCGUCUUGACGUUCUCGAGGCUGGUCGAACUGAAGACGUCCGUCGGAUCAGGAGCUUGGAAAAAGAACUCACUCAUCUCAAAGCUAUCCAACAGGACCACACUACCAAGACCGCUGGUUCCCAGACAGUUUUCAGGAUCCAGCAAGCCAUCAUGAGAACUAUGACACCACCUCCGUUACUGAACGACGGGCAUUCAGACGCGACUACUGAAGCUGAGGAUGAAGAGUUGGCCCCUAUGCAGAAACCUACACAUGAAGGAAACCAGGUACGACAAUACCCAGAGAUGAGAGAAAGGAAUCCAAGCACUACCUUCGCUCCGUCAGUAACCUCAGACAGCCCAACAAAGUCAGCCCGGCAGAGACUGAUGCAGAGGCCAUCGAUUCACGACUCCAUGUUACUGCGCAAUUCGGAAGAACAAGAACAACUCCGAACACCUUAUGCAUUGCCUGAUAAACCAGGAUAUGACAUUCUCCCUUCAACACAGCUCCUGCCACACAUCCAACAGGCUCGAAGUCCGGCUCCGAUCCCAACGCGCGAGGCUCCCUCGCAUGCCAGAGUCUCUCCGCCUCCAACACAACUACUCCGCAACAACCGCACAUCUCCAGUCCUAGCCUCAGUCCCAGCCUCAGUUCUAGCCUCAACAUGUAAGGCCCGCCCACGUGCCAGAGUUGCUCCGCCAUCAACACAGUUGGUCAGUAAAGCUGGUUCGAGAAAGCGGAAACUACCUGAGAGAGAGCCCCAAAAUCAACGCGUGACACGUGCCCAAGCUAAGAAAAUUCAAGCACAGGAGGCUGAUGAGCAAAAGCCGCUAGGGGCAGCUAGUUCUAUCCCUUUUCCAUCUGUGCAACCAGCUGAGCCCGCUUUAUCAUCGCGCAAGAAGCGAAAAACUGCCCAUGCGCAAGAACCAGAUCAGAUCAAAGCCGAACCCAGCACUACAACCUGGGCCGCCCAUAGGACACCGGCAAUCUCAAAGCGAAGCGCUGCCGCAGAUCGAGGCAAGAACACAGCUACGGAACCUACCCAGCGGGUCACAAGAAGCCCGGCAAAAUCGAACGUACCAAAGGUUAUUACAUCGCCUGUAAAGAAAAAGGAUCCUUUCCCAGUUCGAUCAAAUGCUGCAAAUCCACAGAAACAGAGGUCGUUGAUUGUCGUUCUUCGGAGCCCGCAGAAAGCAGCAAGAACUAGACGUAGUGAGAGUGAUGAUACGGAAAGCACCCCUGCAGACAGAGUUAAGAUGUCACCUCGCAAAGCGGCAAUUAUGCCACUGUCACGUUCCAAGGCUAGGAAGAGGUCUAAUGGAACAAGGGCGAAACCGGAGAUAUCUGGAAUCGGCGCUUUCUAA